UCAUAGUGCCAUCAGUUAGCUAGCAGCGACUUUUUAGCAGUUACGCAGCUGGGAACGCAGCGCGUAAGAUGACAUAAUGGUGAAGUGUUUCAGAUAAAAGUGGAAAUUCCCACAAAAGCGGACCUAAAUAGGCAGCAGUGUUUCAGAGUGCAAUUACGGUGCGUGUUGGAAACGAAUGCCUAAUUAGACUGACACGGCGCUCACGGAGGAAAUAUCUAGAAAGCAGUAGUUCCUAGUGAAGUAGCUGAGAAAUUGCAGCCAUUUUCGCCGGUCAAAAAGGACGAACGCCAACGCGCAAUUAACUGUCCUGUUCGCUAAAAUAACGUUUCAGCUACUGGCUAGUGUAGCUCUAGCUAGCUAUCAGAAUUCACUCAACCACUGUUGCUAGCGAACAGCUAGCUAUUUAAACUGGAAACGUGGAUAUUAUGAAGAGUCUUCCGUAUUUCUGUCGGGGAGAGGUUAUUCGAGGAUUUGGCCGCGGAAGCAAGGAGCUGGGCAUCCCCACUGAAUGGGCUGAACGCAGUGGCGCGCAUACGCGGGUGACCUCUCAGCUGCAGCCCGCCAGGUUCGCGGCGUGGGGGGCAGCCAGAGCAAAUUUCCCGGACUCGGUGGUGGAGCACCUCCCAGCAGACAUUUGCACGGGGAUCUACUAUGGCUGGGCGUCUGUGGGGGGCGGAGACGUGCACAAGAUGGUCAUGAGCAUCGGCUGGAACCCCUAUUACAAGAACACCAAGAAAUCCAUGGAGACUCAUAUCAUUCACACGUUUAAGGAGGACUUCUAUGGGGAGAUCCUGAGUGUGGUUAUGGUGGGCUACAUUCGCCCAGAGAGGAGCUUCGACUCACUGGACGCCCUCAUCACGGCGAUUCACGGCGACAUCGAGGAGGCGAAGCGGAGGCUGGACCUGCCUGAGGACCGAAAACUGCAGGAGGACAACUUCUUCAGGACAUUCCCCAAGCAGAUCAUGAAUGGCCACUGACCCCCGGUCCCGCCCCGCCCCUCUCCCCAGCAUCGGAAGCUGUUGAGCUGUCUGUUACACUCGUCCAGUGUAGUUAUUCAUAGUUACCUUUUGUUUUGUUUUUUUUAGUAAAUGCAACUCUCUUAAAAUAUGCAUCCAGCUGCUGUUGUGGAUGGAGGAGGUUCACUGAGGUCCGUUGGGACCUUUUCCUCUGCUUUUGAAACUAGGCUUGGACAUUAGCGUGGAGCACUUACUGUCUGUGAAGGUUGUAGUCCAGCCACUCCAGUUUAGAGUUAAUGUUGACAGGACGUCGAGAGCCAGACUACAUCUGAAUGGGAACCUCACUUGAUCCGAUAACUUUUUUGUUUUACGUUGUCGCCGUGUCUGUCCUUCUUGGUGUGCAUGUCCAUUCAGUCCCUCUCCAGGUAGAAUCCAUGUUGGGUUUUUGCUUGUGCUGGUGCACCCUUCUGGGGUGUCUCCUCCUGGUGCCCAUUUGGCUUCAUCCCCCUCUCAGGGCCCAGAUCCAGGGAAAGGCCCCUCUCCUCCUUUAUGCUGAUCAGCCAAUCAUAUGCAGGGCAGUUUAGUUUAUUGACAGUUGGUGUUUUGUGAAUGUAAUUGUUUUUUUCUGGGCAGUCUUUGUGGUCACAUGUUUAGGCCAGUUCCAGUCUGUGCUCAUUGGUUUUUACGUGUACCAGAGUCACAUGACUAAGGCAGUUAAGUGUGCACUGAACUCUUAUACUAUUAAUUUAUUAUUUUUAAUUUAAUAUACAUAAAAAGCCCUUUGUCGGGGGGGAAGCUGACUUACCAGAGGGGUUGAGGUCUAAAUUUGAUGACCCGACUUGUGAACUGUCUGUAGGUGGGACGUGUAUGAGAGAUUGGCGAGUUUACCUCACUGUAAAUAAUAAUUAAGACAAUUUGCGAAGCGAAUUUGGGUUUUUAUCUUGACGGUCUUGGUAUGUAUUUGAGUGCUAGAAUAUUAUGGAGAGUUCGGUCGUGCUCUCAGCUGUAAGCGUUUGUAUUUUUGUAGAGUGCGGGAGUUACGGAGGAGAUCAUAUCCCGAUUGUAAAUAGCUGUACGUGGAAUAAUUUGUGCUGAACAGUAAUAUGUGAGAGUAAUAUUUAAUGCAGAAAGAGGAGUUUAAAAAUAGAGUUUAAGAGACUUGUGAUGCGGCGUGCGAGACGCUGACACCAUGAAUCUGUGGAACGGUUGUCAUCUUUACUGAGCCACUCGGCGUCUGCAGGGUGUCCACCAUUUGGUGCCUUAGAGACGGUUUGGGGCUGUGUUCCAAAGACCAGGGGCCUGUCCUGUUUAAAGACACAGAGGCAUCAUCUCCAACCACACUACCGACACUACCACCACACCAAGCCCACUCACUAUAACCAAUAAUACGAGUACCACACCAAGCCCACUCACUAUAACCAAUAAUACGACUACCACACCAAGCCCACUCACUAUAACCAAUAAUACGACUACCACACCAAGCCCAGUCAUUAUAACAAAUAAUACAACUACAACACCAAGUUCACUCAUAACCAAUAAUACAACACCAAGCCCACUCAUUAUAACCAAUAAUAUUACAGCUACAAGGCCGAGCUUACUCACUAUAACCAAUAAGACGACUAUAACAGCAAACCUACUCACUAUAACCAAUAAUAUUACAACUAUAACAGCAAACCUACUCACUAUAACCAAUAAUAUGACUACCACAUCAAGCCCAGUCAUUAUAACCAAUAAUACUGCUACAACCACCCCCCCAUUUUCACCAAGCUUUUCUGUACUGCAUUAAUAAUUCAUGGCACAAGUAAUCUGCAUAUUUCAUAUUAAUAACCAGUAACCUAGAAAACUGUAAGCGCUGUCAUGCAG
Molecule: messenger RNA, 2819 nt
Organism: Anguilla anguilla (European eel)
Lineage: Eukaryota; Metazoa; Chordata; Actinopteri; Anguilliformes; Anguillidae
Gene: rfk
Product: riboflavin kinase
Exons: 5
Coding region: 426-977 (183 amino acids)
Biological process (GO): riboflavin biosynthetic process; FMN biosynthetic process
Cellular component (GO): mitochondrion
Molecular function (GO): riboflavin kinase activity
Source: RefSeq, a predicted model, not a curated record